UGCAUCCCUGCCCGCCUGCCCUCGGGCCUCCCCGCGGGGGAGAGCAGCGGGGCGGGGGGAAGCAGCGGGGUGGGGGGAAAGGAGGCAGAGCGGCGGCGCUACCCUGUGGAGCAUCAUGCUGGAGUCCAUCCGUGUCACCGAAAAACUUCACUGGCCUAAGACAGAGCUUUCUAAGAAAUCCAUCUGGAGUCCAGAAGAACAUAAGCUGAACGUUAAGAAUGAAAACAGCUUCCAGCACCCCCCUUCUGGGAUCCUUAAGGACAUUUUCACAACAGGAACCAGUAGCUACAAUGUCCUUAUGCAGAGCAAAGAGGAGAAAAAACACCACAUUCAAAAGCAGUCAUCUGCUCACCACAAGAAACACAGAAGAACUACAAAGUGUUCUACCACCUUGCGAAGCAAUGAGCACCGCAGAAUCAAAGUCCCACUACCCUUGCUCAGCAGUGGACGGUAUUGCACAAGCAGGCAGCCAUCCAUCCUCGUUGCCAGCCCAGUGCCUACUAGCAUGAAGUUUGCAAACAGUAUUUCAGUAGGAGGGAGCAGCAUAGGACUGCCAUCUCGACCCAGAAGUAGAACUAAAAGGCAUUUUAAUCUAACAAAACCAAAGCAAUCCCAGUCCUCAAAAAGCCGUGGAAAAGAAGGUGAUGUCUCUGGUCGAAAACUCUGUUUACUGACUGCAAUCAAGCCUUCCAAUGUGGAGAAAGAGAAGAUGAAGUUCUUCAAGUCAGAUUUCACAUGCAAUCCACAAUUUGAAUAUGCAAACCCUGCUCUGCCAGAUGUGUUAGCUAAGCACAGCCAUGCAUCUGACAGAUUUCUUAAGCAGUCCAUUAACAUUAUGGAGCGGACACUGCAGAAAUAUGGGAGCUAUGAAAAAUUUGAACAGGCCACUGGAGGCAGCUUGCUGACCAAAAGUCGUAUCUGGAAUCAUGUCAGGAAAUAUAUGGUGAAAGAAGGCUGUCUUGGUGAGAUUGUGGUCCAUCUCACAGAAGACCUGCUAUCUCGAGCCUCAAUGACAGUGGUGAAUGGCCGUCCCACUCUCACUAUCAAUAUCUCCACUGCACGAGAACACUGGUUGGAAGGGAUGCUGAGACAUGAAAUAGGAACUCAUUAUUUUCGGGGUUUUAACAACAACAGCCAGCCCUGGUGCAACUGGAAUGGACGUAGGAAACACGGCUUAAAACCAAUCAACCCUACUGAAGAGGGCCUAGCGAGCAUUCACAGUGUCUUGUUCCGCAAAGACCCUUUUCUUUGGAGAGCUGCCCUGCUCUACUACACAGUGUAUCAGGCUAGCCAAAUGUCCUUCAGUCAGCUUUUCCAGGACCUGGGGAAGUUUGUGAAGGACCCCAAUACUAGGUGGGAUUACUGUGUACGAGCCAAGAGAGGGUGGACUGACACAUCCCAGCCAGGCUGUUUCAAUAAGGAUCAGGUGUACUUGGAUGGCAUCCUUCGAAUCCUGAGGUACAGGGAGUCCAUUGAUUUCCAUCUUCUGACAGCCCUUGGGAAGAUCUCAUAUGAGGAUGUGGACCGCUUGAAAGGAUUGGCUGUGAUUGAGAACAUGAGGGUACCACACUUUUUGCAAGACCAUGCCCGUUAUAUGGAGCACUUGGAAAAGAUCAUGGAAGUCAAUGAGCUGACUGAUGAGGAGCUUCAGAAUCUCAUAAAUUAACAGGAUUAGUCCACCAUUAAUUUACUCUGUGAGGAUGUAGAACUGGAGCUUGCAGAAAUGGACUUAUGAGAGGUGGGGUGAGAAGGAAGGGUUGCCAGAAUCCGUGGAAUUCAGAAAAAAGUUCCUUUAUGUUCCUUUUGCAUUGUGAUUGUAUACUGAUUAUUUUUCAAAGGGUUUGUGCAUUUUUUAAAAAUUGGCUUAGGAAUUCCUUUGCAGUGGUCUGUCCAAUCGUGUGCUCUCUUCUGUAUGCUACGUAUAGUGCUUGAUGCUGUCUUUUGUAAUAUACUGUCUUUUCCCACACAGGUUUAGAGGUGGAGGAAAGGAGAGAGAGGAGAAAUUAGUUCACUCGUGUUUACCCUGUCUUCGGGCAUAGUUCUCAUGGUUCCUGAGAACAGAAAUGCUAUAGAUUACACUACAUCACUGUCUGCAUAACUCUUUCCUGUUAAGUCAUCAUUGCAAUGACAAAAGAAAGUUUUAAAACAAAGUUCACAGAAGCACAUCUUUGUGCCACAACAUCAAAGCUCUGUAAUGGUUUAAAGAGUUUUGGGAUUUCUUUUACCUGGAGACUCAGCAUUUAAAAAAAAAAAGAAAUGGUAGCACUCUUUUCAUGACUGUAAACAGGUUGCAAAGCUAUCCCCCUUUAUACCCUGAAAAAGUUUUGCUGUUCCACAUCAUUAUCUGUGUAGUAUGCGUCUGAGGAAGCUGAAUUCUGGAAAGGGUUUCCCUCCUUUGAGGACAAGCAUGUGUACCAAGUUCCACAAGGCAGUGUUUUGGAAGAAAGAUCAGGCAGAACUGUGAUUUCACGACUCAAGUGUUUUAAAUAAAUUCAGGAACACAGGGACGUGACUCAGCACAGCAGGCAACAGCCACUUCUUCUUCAGCCAUCUGAGGCUACAAAGGGUCGAGUCAACUUUUUGAGCAGUACCUCCAUGCUACAGCAACUUUGAGCUUGCAGAGCUCCUUGAAGAAACAAGAUGUGAAUGGAAGGAAAGGAACACUCUCAAGUGCCCUCUUGCUGUGUUCCAAGAGAAGUGCUGCACCACUCUGAAGCAACCUUACCUCUGUUUCAAUUGACGGUGCUAUAUCCAGAACCAAGAAGAGAAGGCACCUUACCGUAAGGCAUAGCCAGUCACAUGAGCAAUAGCUUAGGUGACGCAGGAGGACCCGCUACAUAAACUGCAUUUCCUGAUGCCAGGGUAUUAUGGAAUUAUGGAAGCAAAUUGAGUUUUGCACCUCUAAGUACCUCGAUAAAGGGUUUUAUUUUAGUAGCUGCCAUUUUACUCCUCUAAACUCUUGGGAAGCAGCUGUGGUAGGAAAGGCUAGGCAGAAACUAGGGAGAGAUUUGGACAGGGCAUUUGCCAUUUAUUCCUCUUAUGCUUUGGCCCACUGAUAACAGGCCUGGCAUUGCAAAAGGGGAGUAGAUGGAGCCCAGGUAUCCUCUGCACCGCAAUUGCAUGGACCGGAGCCCCGAUAUCCCUCCCUCCCUCCCUCCCCACUUAUCCCGUUCUUUAAUGAAAUGGGUGGAAUUACCCUCCCACCCUAAUUUACACGCAAGGCAUUAUCAGCCACGGCAACAAAGUCUUAAGAACACAUUUUCUAAUCCAUAGCAAAAUCUGUGAGGAAAAGCUCUCAGUUGGCUAAGAGGGCUGAAAGUUUUUGAAUAAUCCCAUGAAAGCCGCUGCCUUUUAGAUAGUGUUGCAGGUGCAUUUGCAGUGCCUGGCUGGCUGACUGCUUAGAACAAGAAAAUUCAUUCAACUAGCAUAAAUGUACUCCAUUUGGUUCUUUUCAAGGCAGGGACCAAGAACUGCUUCCAGCAGCCUUCAUUUUGUAUUGUCAGUAUUGUUGACGAGCUGAACGCCUUUCAGCCUCUGUAUACAGAAAUCAAAGACCUUUUCCUCUCCUUCUCAUCUUCAGGCUGUCUAGUUUGAUCCCUGAUAACUUUGGCUGCCCAACACAGUUUCAGAGCUGUGCUGAGUAGACAUGGUAUUUCGGCAGCCUGAGAGGAACCAUUUUCAGUCCCACAUGCAUGUGGUCCAGGUUUUGGUUCCUUUGCCAGAAGCAGCAAGGAUGAGGUCAAGAUUGCAGUCAAAAGCUGCCUUUGGAGUAAAUUGGGCAGAGGUUGUUUGAGCUACCCCAUGGAAGAAUCUGGCUGACUUUGCUGACCCAGGGGUACGCAAAAGCACCUCUCCUUUAUGAAAGAGACAAUUCUGAAUGGAUUGUUCUCUUACAGGAGGGAUCCCUGCUUUCCUCCAGUGACUUCUACAUAAACAAAGUGCUUUUCCUCCUCCCUCAAUAGUAAUGUCUUAUAAUCUAAGCGUGUGUACAUAACAUGUCCUUGAAACCAAGAGGCUGUGCUAGUCACCCUGCUUUGCCAUGAAAUGCCAUGCCUACAGCCCUACAUCCAACAGCGAGUUGACUCCUCUACCACUCUGUAGUGUGAAACGCCACUGCAGGCCUUUUGGCUUUAACUGACAACCUGCAUCGUCUUUUCUUCAAAGCAGUAGGUACCAUUCAACUUCUGUUCUUCGUUACUCUAGAAAUAGAUUUGUCUUGUCCAAAUUUGGAGUCUGGAAGUGGUCAGUAGCAAAGUAAUACUGUAGCAAUAGAUGAAGCUGUCAGCUUCUGAUUUUGACAUCAGAUUUGCCUUUCCUCUUUUGUAAAAGUGUUUCCAAUUCGGAAGCGUAGCUUUUGUAAAUUUUCCUGAUAUUUUUUUUUUCCCCCACUGUGAAGAGCCUGGUUGCUAAAUCAUGAUACUGAAGUUCUGUAAUCAAUUGUAUGGACAGUAGUGCGUGUGAGCUCACAUCAUUACACAGUUUUCUGACGUCAGUGAUGGGAUGACAGCCUUUCCUAGCAGUCCGGCUCUGUUGCUUUGCUCUAUGUCCAAGUCUCGCUAUUUCUGCAUUAUUUCUAUACAGAACCGUCAGGGUGAAAGUUGAGAGGGACCCUGUCUAAGGCAAGAGAAAAGCAGAAGGAAACAGCUGAAACAACUGGAGUUUUUAAGGCAGUGUUCAUUCGAGUGUCUUCAUAAUUUUCAUAGUAUAUUAGCCCCAAAUGCAGAAGUUAUUCAAGUUCUUUACAGGAUGCAGCUUCAAAUGAGAUUGUGUGUCUUUAAAGCACUUACAGAGGGAAGAAUCUAUUUUGGCUUCACUGAACAAUUAUGGACUUUCACAGCUGAAAGGCUAUAUUAGAUUCAAUUCAGAAAAUCUGGAUAUUGAAACUCAAACAUGUUCAUUUGCAU
This is a messenger RNA of Cuculus canorus (common cuckoo), 4904 nucleotides long. RefSeq names its product microtubule associated tyrosine carboxypeptidase 2 (gene MATCAP2). The transcript is spliced from 7 exons. Bases 116 to 1666 code for a protein of 516 amino acids. NCBI's taxonomy places the organism in Eukaryota, Metazoa, Chordata, Aves, Cuculiformes, Cuculidae. The record is from RefSeq and is a predicted model, not a curated record.